This is a messenger RNA of Chaetomium fimeti, 999 nucleotides long. RefSeq lists its product as uncharacterized. The record is from RefSeq and is a predicted model, not a curated record. The transcript has a single exon. Lineage: Eukaryota; Fungi; Ascomycota; Sordariomycetes; Sordariales; Chaetomiaceae. The coding region runs from base 169 to 792 and encodes 207 amino acids.
CAGUGUUACGAAAACGAGACCUCUCGGCAUGCGGGGCAUGGCAGUUAUCGCUCCGCCGGGUGCGCUGCCCGCCUUUUGGGGGAAUUCUGCUUUGCCUCCGCCACUCGAGUCGGGCAUCUCGGAGUAACUAAUAAUUUCAGCUGCUGUUGACUGCUACCCGAAGGCUCCAUGCCCAUCUCAGCAGCUGAUGAUGGAACUGAAUCACCGAGUACUCCCGCAGGACACACUCGCAGUCUCCAGUCAAGAGCCUUAACAGCCGCGCAGCCUGUCUCUCGUCAGCUCGCCUGCACCGCUGACACAGUCCACCGACCUGGAAGCCUUCUGGAAGCCACCAUGGCCUGUCAACUCAGAUCCGCGAUCGGACGGCGGGUGAUCACUGCUCGCACCCACAUCAGCGCCUCUUCACGUGCUGCCAGGCACAACAGCAGUCAGGCCGACAUGUCCAUUUCUACACCGGGUGGACGAGACGAUCGCAGAAAAGGCGGCCAGCGGGCGGUGUCGCAUCCGUCACACCUCCUUUCCGUCACACGGGGGGCGGACCACCGUUGCUCACCGCCCACCGCCAGUCCGCUCUUUCGGGACCCAGCGGUCCGCACUUGUCACUGGGAAUCCACCCGGGCCCAGCAAUUCCAUGUGGCCCUGUCGUGGCUUGCAGAUGUGUUCGAGCGGCGGACCCUGCAACUGGCCGCUAAUGCACCCGCUCCCCUGUUUCUUCCGGGAGGCCUGGCCCUGGACUGGGCCAGCAGUCGUGUGUGUCGUGGUCUGCCCCCUGGUCUGUCUCGUCUGUCUUGAGCUCACCGACUUCUUGCCCCCAGACUCUUCGGUGUCGGUGCCUCUCUGCCUCGUCUCUUGUUUUCCCGAUGCGGCCCCAACGUGCCAACGUGCCAGCCUGCCAGCUAACUAACGCAAGGGGCAGCGGGGCUCCCGGGGCAAGUUUUUCGGGUUCUGCAUGCUGUCUCGCCCGGCAAAGUUGACGGUCGGCGCUGUGGUAGGCUGCUG